AUGCGCGAGCUUUACCAACGAGAAGAUGAUGCGUCGAAACUUCGGGUGAAUCUGGAUGCUAAUUCGGAGUUUGAACUUGUCACGCAGCUUGAGCUCCCUCCUCGUCCUGAAAUCUACAGGGAGUCGCCAGUUACUCAGGAGAUUUGGGAUAAAUUCAAACUGGCAGAUGGGACUGUUGAUCCGCCGAAUAUUCACCACUUGAAGAUGAAUGUAUUCAGAGGAGGAUUGGACCCGGAUUUGCGCAAAGAGGCCUGGAAAUAUCUGCUGGGUUACAGGGCUUGGGAUGAGACAAACAGCCAGUUCGACAAGAAGAGAGCUAAGCUAGCAAAGGAGUACGAGAGAUUGAAGGCUCAGUGGUUAUCGAUCAGUGAGGAUCAGGAGUCACGUUUCUUCAGUUAUAGCCAACGAAAGGGUCUUGUAGAAAAGGAUGUUGCGCGUACUGACCGAUCUAUGGAAUUCUUCAGUGGUGAUGGAAAUCCGAAUUUGGUAAUGCUGCAGAACAUCCUGAUGACUUAUGUCAUGUAUAAUUUCGACCUUGGUUAUGUCCAAGGAAUGAGCGAUUUUGCAUCACCGUUGCUUUAUGUGAUGGGUAACGAAGUGGACGCAUUCUGGUGUUUCGUGGAAUUAAUGAAGAAAAUUCAACGGAACUUUGAGAAGGACCAAGCUGCCAUUAAGCUUCAAAUGUAUCAACUUCGUGAUCUUGUAAUGAUCGUGAAUCCACAGUUGGCGAACUAUCUAGAAAGCCACCAGUCAGAUGACAUGUACUUCUGUUUCCGCUGGGUUCUGGUGUGGUUCAAGCGAGAAUUAUCCUUUGCAGAUACAUGCAAACUUUGGGAGGUUCUAUGGACAGGACAGCCAUGUCCCAACUUCCUGCUCCUGAUUUGCAUUGCCAUUCUCGAUGGAGAGAUGAAUACAAUUAUCGCCAAUAAAUUUGGGCUUACAGAAAUAUUGAAGCACGUGAACGAUCUGUCAAUGCAUUUGAUCCUCGAUGAUGUGAUGACGGCAGCGGAAGCUAUUUUCCAUCAACUAUCCGCAAGUCAGGAUAAGCUUCCGUCACAUAUAUGUGAAUAUCUCAAUCUAGGAGAAUUGGCAAAUGAUUGA
Cooperia oncophora is the source of this 1101-nucleotide messenger RNA. The record is from the annotation of a GenBank genome assembly. Lineage: Eukaryota; Metazoa; Nematoda; Chromadorea; Rhabditida; Trichostrongylidae.